Molecule: messenger RNA, 3667 nt
Organism: Centropristis striata (black sea bass)
Lineage: Eukaryota; Metazoa; Chordata; Actinopteri; Perciformes; Serranidae
Product: stonin-1
Biological process (GO): clathrin-dependent endocytosis; regulation of endocytosis; synaptic vesicle endocytosis
Cellular component (GO): synaptic vesicle; AP-2 adaptor complex
Molecular function (GO): clathrin-cargo adaptor activity
Source: RefSeq, a predicted model, not a curated record
CACCCUCAAGUUGGAUAUUUAACUCUCAACUUGCUCUAAUGUGCGCGCCCAUCUCCUGACAGCGACAUUUCCUACACACGUGAACGCAGCACGGCUCAGUUCAUUCCUGCAGCGUCCCGCUGUAGGACAGUCUGUGUGAACUCGGGAGGGGAAGCGCUGUGCUGUUAAAACUCCCAGGAUUUACACUCUGCCAUUUUGAGGAAAAGAGUACAUACGCGUCCAUUAAACAGAAGUCAUGACCUGAAUGAGUGAACCACCACUGUGAAUCUAGGAGAAGGCCUCCAGUUAGCCCAACAAAGGAGGAAUUGUUGAUUUGAACCGGUCAUCAGUCCUCUUCAGCCAUGUGUUCCACAAAUCACUCCAACUGGGUCACAUUUGAAGAUGACAACACACCAUUGUCAUCACCUCAGAAGCCUUCACAGUCACCAGGGCUUAUCAAAGCAUCGGUACCGCGUCCCAAUGGUCUGAAAUUAGUUCUUCCUCCAAUUAGAGAUACUUCCUGGAGCUUCAAUAGUUCUUUGGAAUCACCUCAAAGCCACUCAAGUCUUAGUGGAAGUUCCUGUGUACCAUGUAACACGCCCUUUUGCACUCCUGUGAGUGGGGUUCCUAGCAGUGCGUCUCCAUUUCUCUCUGACACGUUGGAAAAGCACGAUUUCUUCCGGAAUCUCUCCAGCACGUCGACCACCUCUGUUCCCUCUCCCGCACCAGAAGCCCUGCAUCAAACCUCAGAUAGACCAACACCUUUCCCGUCUUUCAAGGGGAACUCAGGACACUAUAACCCGUUCUGGGAUGGAUCUAGCCACAGCGCAGAUGUGGACAGCUCCUCCUCAGACUCAGAAUGUGACAACAGCCUACCACGUUUCUUUAUUCGGACCAAAGAUGGCAGUGAGCCUCCACGAGAUCACUUUCAGAGCUCUUUCUCCUAUGUUUGCAACCAACUGGAAGGGUUACAAACAGAAACUGACCAAGAAACGGGGACAGAAAAAGAUGGUGAGAGGCGGCUAAGUUGCAAAAGUGAAGUGUUAAGCGAGGUUCCUUCACAGUUCGUUCCUCGGGGUUUGUUUCGUAGCCAGAAGAGAGACGGCUGGUCUGUCAUGCUCAGGAUUCCUGAAAAAAAGAACCGUAUGUCUUCGCGACAGUGGGGGCCGAUAUACCUCCGCUUGUUGCCAGGAGGUGUGCUGCAGAUGUACUACGAGAAAGGGCUGGAGAAACCAUUCAAAGAGUUCCAGCUUCUGCCCCAAUGCAGGCUUUCAGAUCUUAAACUGGAAAGCUACGGCGAGCCCCGCAAAGUGCUCUCCGUUAAGGUGGAACAUUUCUCGUACAUUGAGAAGAAACGCUACCACCCCAAGCUGGAGGUUAGUCAUGAGGCGGAGGCAGAAGAGCUGCUCAAGUUUGGCUCCACAGUGCACGACGACAUGGAGGACCUGGUUGUCUCCAUGGAAGAGGAAAUCUUCAAAUUGUGUAUUCACCACCAGCAGAGGCGGCACUACGAGGAGCAGGAGCUGUCCUUGCAGAUCACUGAUCAUAUCUGGGUACAACUGGAUAAGUUUGGAGGAGUCAUGGAGCGGACAGCCUUCACCCAGAUUCACUGUCUUGCGUUCCUGAACGGAUUAGGGGAUUGUUUUCUCGCCCUUAACGAUCUCGGGCUGCUGCGUUCUAACUCCAGCUACGGGUCAGAGGACGACGGCGAACUCUGGAUGGAGAUUGCAGACUGCUAUUUUCACAAAUGUGCCAAUGAGACAGAGUUUCACAGGUCCCGGCUGGUAAAGUUCUCACCUCCUGAGGCCUGCAGGGUGGAGCUGAUGCGGUAUAAGACGGCGCUUUUGGGUUGCACAGAAAUUCCCUUCUCGAUCAAAGCUGUUGUCACAGUUCAAGGUGCCUAUGUGGAGCUCCAGGCCUUUCUUAACAUGUCAGCCACCUUCCUUUCCACUGUGGCCGUGUCUGACACGUACCCGCUGUGUGAGAAUGUAGUGAUCCGUGUGCCAGUGCCGGGCGACUGGGUCAAGGUGACGCAGACAGUGGCCCUGCUGCGACAGAGGUCACUGAAGGCCCGUAUGAACAGAAAUACCUGCUUGGGCGCUGUGAGCGCUGCAGAUUCACAGCCUGUCAUGCAGGUGACCGUCGGCACUGUCAAGUAUGAGAAUGUUUAUUCAGCCAUCGUGUGGAGGAUCGACAGACUGCCUGCAAAGAAUACAGCAGUGGAUCAUCCCCAUUCAUUUUCCUGCAAGCUAGAGCUGGGAUCUGAUCAGGAGAUCCCAAGUGACUGGUACCCUUUUGUCACCAUGGAAUGUGAGAUUAUGGGCGCAGUCGUGUCACAGACCAGGGUGAAGUCACUGGGCACCGCCAACGACAUCCAGCCGCAGAAACAUGUGACCAGUUGGACACGCUAUCAUUGUCAGGUGGAGGUGGAGAAGAAAUGGAUUGAAACUGAGUCACAGAGGCAAUCGGGCUGUAUGACACAGUGAUAAUCAAAGAAGUUUUGAAGAGGACAUUAUCCCUUCUUAAUGAUGAAAAGGGAUGACAAGAAAUGAACAAAAAUGAGGGUGACUUUCUGCUCAUAUUCGGUAUCAAAUUCAUCUAACUACACAUAGCCUGGUAGUAUUUCUGAUGGAGGUUAACCCAUUUUGUAUCCUUUAACUGAGACUGAAUUAAUCUAGACCUUAAGAAUCUAUGUAACAUGGUCCUUUCGCCUAGCACUUUACAUUUAAUAGAUGUAUUAACUGUGCGACUACAGUUUAUAUGAGUACUGUAUAUAAGCUUGCAUUUGCAUCAUCUGCACUGCCCUCCAGAAUGAUUGGCAGCCUUAAUAAAUGUGCGCAGAAUGGUCUGCUUGAGAUAAAAAGCUUUAAGUAAUGAGUAAUAUUCACUGUGUUUGAGAAGAAAAUAAUUAUGCGCUGAUGUUUAGGGUCAGGCCCUUUUGUUGCUUAGUAGUGUUUAAAGUUGACAUACUCAGAAAUGUAUUUAUUCAGAUAUGAAUCUUCAACAACUUAUAUGUGGGAGUACCAUGUCAUUUUUUCUAAUCAAAAUGUUGCAGUUCAUAUAGGAGAUAACCCUUAGCGUUACUAAGUGUCUGAACAAAUGUGCAAGCGGCAAAAGAAACAAUGUGGAAGAGGACUAAAGUGACGUAAUAAUAGUUGCACAAUACAUUGGUUCAAAGGUGGGUCACAUCAUGCUGAGCCCUGAAGAGCAGCAUUUGUCUGAAGUGACUUAAUCACAAUUAUUAAGGCAAUUUGGCUGAACUGACUCAGGCUUGAUGUCAAUUAGCAUCCAUUAUUAGCAGUGAAACACUCUGAUUUAAAGGUUCAAAGCAACAUGAGACAGAUAAAUACAUCAUUUUUCUUAGCCCAAAAGCUACACAUUGAUUUCAUAUAUGAAGGUCUUGCUUUUACAAAGUGCAACUCCAACUGCAACUUAAUAUGACCCACCUCUUGGAGCAAUAUUUGAAAAAGUUAUAAUGUUGUAGCAGCAAUACACAAACUUGUUAAAUCUAAAAUGUACUGUGCAACAAAGAGUGCAAACUUUAUAUAAAGUGAGAUAUUAAUUUUCCUCCUUCCCCACAUGGAAUACAACUCAUUACUUGUGUUGCUUACCUCAAGCUGACCUUUGCCUAUAUACCAAGGUUGUAUUCUGGAGGACUGUCAUUUUAUUUAAACAAAUCAAAUCUUUA